Molecule: messenger RNA, 919 nt
Organism: Syzygium oleosum
Lineage: Eukaryota; Viridiplantae; Streptophyta; Magnoliopsida; Myrtales; Myrtaceae
Exons: 3
Coding region: 247-810 (187 amino acids)
Biological process (GO): ribosome assembly; ribosomal large subunit biogenesis
Cellular component (GO): preribosome, large subunit precursor; nucleolus; nucleus
Molecular function (GO): RNA binding
Source: RefSeq, a predicted model, not a curated record
AUUCACGCUGCCCUAAGUUAGCCUUUUUUACGUUUUUGUCCUUCAAAGGUGCCGCCUUUCUGUCUGUCGUCGUUCAUCGCUCUCGGUUUCUCACGCUCCCUCCCCCCGUCUCUCACGUCCGGCGCCUCUGCACUCCGAGGUCGUCCUCUGCCUGGGUUUCCACUAGCUGGCUAUCCAAAGCGAUCCAUUUCUCUGCCUUAAAGUUCAUCACAGACCUCCGAAGGAGCUCAAAUUCAAGAACGUGUGAUGAGGACGCUGGAUGAGAAGGAGACGACCCAGGUGUUUGAGAAGCUGUUCAAGUUCACUGGCAACAACCUCAAGAAUAUCGUCGAGAGCCCCUCCCAUGAGGGGCCUGACCCGAAUCCAGGCCGCUACUGCUUCCGGCUCUGCAAGAACCGGGUCUACUACGUCAGCGAGUCACUGGUCAAGCGAGCCACCAACAUCGGCCGCCACAACCUGGCGUCCCUAGGCACCUGCAUUGGCAAGUUCACCAAGGGCGGGAGCUUCCACCUGACAAUCCAGGCGCUGAGCAUUUUGGCUGCCAACGCAAAGCACAAGGUCUGGCUCAAGCCCACCUCGGAGAUGUCAUUCCUUUACGGGAAUCACGUGUUGAAGGGUGGAUUGGGAAGGAUCACCGAAAACAUCAAUGCAGGUGAUGGAGUGGUGGUCUUUUCCAUGUCUGAUGUUCCUUUGGGAUUUGGGAUUUCACAAAGGUCAACCCAGGAUUGUAGGAAGUUGGAUCCAAAUGGGCUUGUCGUGCUCCAUCAGGCCGAUAUUGGGGAGUACUUGAGGAUGGAGGAUGAACUUUGAAUGAGGGUUUGCUUAUACAUUGGGUUGUUCUGCUCCUAUUGUUCAGAUCUUUGUAAGGGCAUUGAAUGACCAUGAUCUUGAGAAAUAGAAGAAUUGUAUUAUCUAGUAA